Amoebophrya sp. A25 is the source of this 2216-nucleotide messenger RNA. The record is from the annotation of a GenBank genome assembly. NCBI's taxonomy places the organism in Eukaryota, Dinophyceae, Syndiniales, Amoebophryaceae.
AUGAUAUUAGCGUCCAACGGUGUAGAGCCUGCUUCCGCAUCAAACAACAAUAACAGCAAUAUGAUACUCCACGAGGAGCACACUGAAGAGAAUCAAGAUUUUUAUGUAGCAACUUCUUCUAGGACCACUAGUGGUAGUGGAGCUACAACGACAAGAAAGCUUCUUCAGGAGCAGCAAAACACCUCUAGCUUGGCAGACGAUGUGCUCAAACGCGCUAGAGAGUUGCAAGCGAGGGUAAGGCGUGCCUCGACGACGAAGCAUCUCUUCGAUGAUGAAGUGAGCCGGAUCAGCUCUGACGGGUCCUUUCUCAUGCCGCAAUUAAGGGGGUAUGAAUUAAGACUUACUUUUAUUCAUCUUAAGAGGCAUCUUUGAUCCCUUUUUCAAGAGGGAACUGCGUCAAAGAUGCUUUCCAAGAUGAAUAAAAGUAAGGUCUAAAUGAAAGAAGCCCCGAAGAACUGAGUUCUGGAGGCGGAGGAGGAGGUACUUCUGGAGUGGCUGAGGACGUAAAGCAGGAGGCAGAAGAUGACAAGAAGAAUUUGAACCUAGCUGCAAGUGGUGGCGGUAUUCAUCUUCCUCCUUCUGGAAAUAAAGAAGCACGAGAAGCAGAUGAAGGACAUCAUCAAGGAGCUACAACAAGCACAGCAAGAGUUGUACUAGGUGUAUCGUCUUCAGCACAUCAUCAACAACCGGGAGUUGUACCUCCUCCAAAGCAGUCAAAGGUGGUCGUGAAGAAGGGUCCCCUCUGGAAUACCAACUGGAGAGCCCGUGCGAGGGGUGGUGGAUUACUAGGCGAAGAGGGCCAGCCACAACGAGGACCUGGUGUCCAGGAGGAAAGAAGUGGCAUUUUUGAGAGCAGAAGUACGCAUCACAGGUCACGAGACAGCCAAGUUUCAUCGUCAGUGUGCAGUGAGGAUCGUCCUGUAGUGAAACGAUGGAAAGCGUCUUUGUUUGGACGUAAUCGCGCACAUAGUUCUGAAGAAGCAUCACCGAUUGGUCAGGGUUCUAGUAAGGCUGAAGCUGGCAUGAUCGGCAAGAAAGGAAUCCUUGGAGGUCUUGGAAACGAAAAGCAGCCAGGACAGGGAAGGGAUGUUAUGCUCGUUGUGAGAUCUGCUUAUGGACAGAGAACGACGCCAAGACCGGCGUUAUUUGUCACAUGGAAAAACAGGACCGAGGGAACGACCUCAGCUUCAAUUUGCUUGUUUUUAGUAACCGUACAGCUCGUCUUGUUUUGUUGCUUCUCUUUUGCUCGAUUUCACUCGUCCUGCGGUGUAUCUUGCUAUCAAAUGUCAUGAUCUAAGAAGCAUUGUCAACGCGAGCAACUACAUCAGGAGAUGAAAUUUAACGCAGCGUCCUCGAGUGGGCCUUCCUCUAUUGUGGACGAAAGUAGGAAGUCGUUUUUGUUAGAGAGUCAGAGCAGUUUGGGCGCAAGCAAUUUCAAGGCAUCCCGGAGGUCCUUGUUCGGUGCACAUCGUUCAGCAGCAUCGUCGCCCAGUGACAGUGGCAAAGGACAGGAAAAGGUUGUAGCAGGUAAGACAACAACUACUAAUAGUACAACAACAAAAAUACCUGGACGAGGAUCUGCACGUCGUACUGGAGCUGGAGGUCUGAGUAACAACAAGAAUUAUACUUCUACGACUUCGAAAAACAAUAACAACAACAGCUCUGUAUUGAGUUCGGUGGCGUCUCAAGCUUCAUCAUCGAAAAAUCAACGCAGUGCCGGAAUUGGACUUGAACGGAAGAUGACAUCAAGCAAGAUGAACAACCCUACGAAAAAAGCAGGUGGAGCAGCUAGUAUAUCUUCUUCCUCUUCUGUUAAAGUUAUGGACAUCCACACUGUGUACUACUACUCGUAACUUGAAAGAACUAAUGAAGUAUUUGAAAGGGCGGUGGCAUAUAGUCCUAACUCGUGGUUCGAAUGAAUCUAGACUUCUAGCUUCAUUGAUCAGGAGCUUCUUUUUUUGUUCCUCUCGGGGAUCUCGUCGUGACUCUACAUUACUCUCUCGUGGAUCUCGUCGUGACUCUACAUUACUUUCCCUAAUGAGCGCACGACCUCGUCCACAAAACCUGGCCCGCCCCAGUCGCGCUACAUCGCACCUGGAGGUGGCAGUAUUAAGGAAAGCUCCUUGCGCAGUAAAAACAAAGUCGUGUCAUCCCCAGACACGGAAGACUCGUUUUCACUCCGUCGAGGAAUGAGGAGUAACAUGUUUUCCUUCUGA